Saprolegnia diclina VS20 is the source of this 207-nucleotide messenger RNA. RefSeq lists its product as hypothetical. Bases 1 to 207 code for a protein of 68 amino acids. The transcript has 2 exons. NCBI's taxonomy places the organism in Eukaryota, Oomycota, Saprolegniomycetes, Saprolegniales, Saprolegniaceae. The record is from RefSeq and is a predicted model, not a curated record.
AUGGCAGACCUCUUGAAGACGAUCUGGGGCACGGGGCAGUCGCGCGCCUUCAAGGUGGGCUCGUGGGCGGCGGCGGCGGGCCUUGCCGUGGGCUGGUACCUCUACGACAAGAACAAGGAAGCGUCCUUCUCGACGACCGACGCCGACGCGUGGAACAAGGAGAUCCUUGCCAAGAAGCAGCAGCAGGCCAAGGACGCGGCCAAGUAA